GACAUUUCUGCGGCUCCUCCCUGCGCCUUUUCACAGCCGUAUAACAGGAUCUCUUACUGGCGCGAAAAACGCACUGUGUGGCUCAGUGGUUAGAGGGCGGGAGGGGUUUGCCGCGUGUCCGAGCCCCCCAGCUGUUUCCGUCUUUAUUUUUAUUGUUUAAGUUGUGGGUUUUGAACCAUACCGGGGGCUUCAUUGCGUGGAUGAACCGCUGCCUAACAUUUCAUCCGCUGGAGCACAGGGUUGUCCGCGUGCGUUAAAUGCCCUGCGUCUGUUCGGACUCUGCAGAGAUCCGGACCUCCAUUUCUGGGAUUAACGUGGAUUAUAUCAGCCUCAGCAUGGAGUUUGACUGUUUCCAGCCUUAUUUUUUCGACCGUUUCGACGCCGAGGAGGAUUUUUACAAGUCUACUGCGCCCAGUGAGGACAUAUGGAAAAAGUUUGAGCUGCUGCCCACCCCUCCCAUGUCCCCGCACCGGACCCUGAGCGGGGCGGCUCUCUACCUCUCCCCUGGGGACCAGCUCAGCUGGCUGACCAAGAUGCUGGGUCAGGACGAGGACUAUGAGGGACACUUCCUCCCGGACACCGAGGAGCUUUUGGACAACGUGAGCGCCCACAUCAUCCAGGACUGCAUGUGGAGUAGUUCUGGCAGCAAGGAGAAGGUCAGCGGGAGGGUGUGUGGCACCCCGGCGCCGGUCAGACCGAGCAAAACACAGUGCGCCUCGCCGGGUGGUCUCCCCUCCGCGCCCUCGGACUGCGUGGACCCCGCGGCGGUCCUCACCUUCCCCGCCAGCAGCUGCAGAAAGCCGGCGUCGUCUGGCUCCGAGUCCCGCUCUGAUUCUUCUGAUGACGAAGAGGAAAUCGACGUCGUCACCGUGGAGAGCAAGAAGAAGCGAGUGCGGAUGGUCAACGUCAGAAAGCCGGUCACCGUCACGGUGCGUGCCGACCCCUGCCCCAAACGCUUCCACAUGUCUGUCCACCGGCAGCAGCACAACUACGCGGCACGCUCUCCGGACAGCGACCCCGAACCGGAGGAUGAUGAUGACGACGACGACGAUGAGGAGGAGGAACCGCAGAACAAACGCGCCUGCUCGGCGUCCCCCUCGGACACCACCCCACAAAGCUCGGACGUAGAGGACACUGACCGCAGGAAGAACCACAACUUCCUGGAGAGGAAGAGGAGGAACGAUCUCCGGUCUCGCUUCCUCGCCUUGCGGGAUCAGGUCCCCGGCCUGGAGGCGGCCAAGGCUCCGAAGGUGGCCAUCCUGACCCACGCCACAGAUUACCUCAUGGAGCUGCACACCAAGGAGAAGAGGCACCUCCAGGAGAAGAAGCGCCUCAGAUCCCGACAGCAGCAGCUCCUCCGCAGAAUAUCAGAACUCAAACGCUCAUGAGCCGCCGCCUGAAAGCCUCGUCCUGUCACGAACUCAUAACCCGUCACUUUGAAAAGCUAUCCUGUUGAUAUAGCGCGAUAUGCCUCAUGUACAUAGCUGUGAAUUGUUGUUCUGAAUAUCUGAUGGACGCUUAUUCCACUGUCGGAGCAGGAGGACUUUCAGUUAGAUCUCUUUUAUUCUUUGCACAGUUUUAAAUUUUAGUUGUAAACAAGGGGUCACAGGCUUUUGUUUUUUUUAAUAGCUGGUAUGCUGUGACGUAAAAGUCUUUAUUUUUUUACCUGUUUGGAUGAGUGAACAUCUUUGUUUUCAUUACGUGCGAAUGCCUUUCUACCUGCACGAGCUAUUGAGUGCAUCUGCUCCGAUUGACCUGUUGUACAUAUCGUUUUGUAAAUAAUAGCAUAUUCCUCCGGUUCAGACGGAUAGAUCCAGUGGUUUGUGAAAAAUUUGCUCCUCCGUGCCACAAAACCUCUAUUUUGGUAAGAAACAAGGAAGAAAAAAAAAAAGUUGCACUGCUGUACUUUAUAUUUCACGUGUCACUUUGUGAUUUCAAUGCUUCUCUGGAUUUUGUUUUUAAGCAUGCUAACCUCAACAGCAUAAUUAAAAUUUUUAUACCUUAU
This is a messenger RNA of Nematolebias whitei (Rio pearlfish), 2005 nucleotides long. RefSeq names its product protein L-Myc-1b. The record is from RefSeq and is a predicted model, not a curated record. Gene Ontology annotation, molecular function: protein dimerization activity; RNA polymerase II cis-regulatory region sequence-specific DNA binding; DNA-binding transcription factor activity, RNA polymerase II-specific. Gene Ontology annotation, biological process: regulation of transcription by RNA polymerase II. Bases 258 to 1388 code for a protein of 376 amino acids. The transcript is spliced from 3 exons. Lineage: Eukaryota; Metazoa; Chordata; Actinopteri; Cyprinodontiformes; Rivulidae.